This is a messenger RNA of Rotaria sp. Silwood2, 612 nucleotides long. The record is from the annotation of a GenBank genome assembly. Lineage: Eukaryota; Metazoa; Rotifera; Eurotatoria; Philodinida; Philodinidae.
AUGUGUCAGAAUCUUGAUGAAGAAACAAGUCGAUCUCGGCUAAGCAGUGCCAGUGUCAAUGAUACAGUACCGGCACCAAAACGUAUGGCUAUUAAAAUUCAUUGCCUUUUUAGGAAUGAGAUAAAAUCUUACUGUCAGCCAAAUAUUUCUUGGUGUCCAUGGCAAACAAGUGGUUGCACUGCAUCAUUGCCAAUUAAAGGACAAGGAACAAUUGAAAUCUGGCAAUAUGAAUCAAUUCCAUUUGAGUUACGCAUAUCCAAUAAACAGGAUCCAAACGAUAAAGCACCAAAUAGUUAUGCUAUCCUAUUAAAAGUCGAUACUCGUGAAGCACAACUUGGUACAAUCAAUGCUCAGGAUGGACAUGUAUUACGUGUACGAGAUAUCACAACAGAACCACAUCAAGCACUACAAAUGGAUGAUGACCAUUGGCACUGUUAUUGGUUUACUUUCUACGGCAGACAUCGAAUAGUCCAGUAUGGAAUCGGUGAAAUCCAGCCAAAAUUCAAAAUACUUGAGGCAUAUCUUGAAGAGCAAGAAAAAGCUAACAUUGAAAGCAUUUCAUACUUACACAUUAAAAUUAACAACAGCAUAGAUAAUAAAACUAUGUAUUAG